AUGUCCCGCACAAUCGAUCCUAUUCUAACCGCCCAACCUCGUGAAACAGAUAUCUUCCCAGUCAGCAGAUCCCUUGAUUCGGCGUUGAAGAAAAACACGGCGUUCAUCAAGCGUCUACGUACCGGAAUUAAUGCCUCCGCUCAGCAAACGUUCCUGACCGAUAUCCGCACCCUGUCGCUCCACAAAUAUCUCUCAGAAAUCAUAUCCGCAUGCUAUGAAGGUCUAUGUAAACUGAAGUCACCUGGAGAAAUCGCCACAGGUGUGGAAAUCACAAGUGCACUGCACCAGCGGUUCGGACCGGCUGAGUUCACGAGACAAAUUGGGUGGCUACUGGGGCGAGGACUGAGCACACCGGACAAGGGCCAACUGAAGGCACUCAGCCAGGAGGUGCGCGAGCGGGAAGAAAAAGAACGCCUAUCCAGACAUCGGGUCUUGCUGAGAGUGGCGACAGAACUCUGGUUGGUUGGAGUGCUCAGAACCCUGGACGAUAUUGAACGACCGGAGGACCUGGGUGCUAAGGGCAAAGACGGCGUUGUUGGAAUAGGUGGUAAGGCGUCUGAAAAUGCAGUCAAAGCUAAGGCGGCCCCAUCGGCCGUUCGAGACAGUGAUAAGGAAGCGGAGCCGUUUCCUUUGGAAGUGUUGAAGGAUCUCUUGGGCCAUGACCGUGACCACACCAAUUUGCCACUCGCCGUUCUAUUCGUAAAGAGCUUCAGCUGGGAUAUCCUUGGAGUGAAGAUCAUCGAGGAAGGAAGGAAGACCGUAGAGGGCGAUGGAGCGACAGCCUCUAGCACCCCUGCAGAAGCCACAAACGGCGAGGAGAGCCCGGGAGACAUGACAACUGCGGAGAACGACCCACCUCUCACCCCAGAAAAGAUCCAAUCUCGCUUCAAGAGCAUCCUUAAUCGGUACUUGGAAGAUGUCAAGGCCCACGUUGUUCGUGACCAAAGAGCGCUGGCAGCCCAGAGUCGCCGUAACGCGGAGGCUUAUGUCAAGAGUGGUGAGAUCUUCGAGGAUCGCCAAGCGAACUUUGAGAAGCAAAGCAAAUCUCUGGAAAAAUUGGUCGCCAAUACGCAGGUCUUGUGCGAGGCUCUAGGGGCGGAAAUGCCCGCCUUAGCUGAGCAGGAAUCUGCCGACCCUGCUUCAAGCGGCGGAAUUGGGCUUGUGAAAACAUCCGAAUACCUACGCGGGCAGGGUGAAGGUGCUGGUAUCUGGGAAGAUGAAGAAGAAAGACGGUUUUAUGAGAAUCUGGUUGACCUCAAAGGCAAAGUUCCAGCUGUUCUACUCGAGGAUGGCAAGAAAAAGAAGCCAGAGUCCGAUGAAGCAGCGAAAAAGAAAGACGGCGAGAAUGUCCCUGAAGCAGGUGGGGAAAAGUCUGAACCAGGCCAAAGCCAGCCAGCGGAAGACAAGACCACCACGGACGCAGACGAUCAGUCUAUGGCCAUCGCAAGCAAGACCGUUGGAGCCCAAGUAGACGCGCUUCUGGCCAAACUGCCCGAUCUACAGACGAAGGACCAUGUCGAUCAGUUGGCACUAGAUUUCUGCUUUCUAAACUCCAAAGCGUCCAGAAACAGGCUCGUCAAGGCCGUGUCAGAUGUCCCUAAGGGACGUAUCGACCUGCUGCCUCUGUACUCGCGCCUGGUCGCUACACUCGGGCAGUAUCUACCGGAUAUUCCUCAAGGCUUGACCACGUAUUUGGAUGAGGAGUUCCGAAGUCUUCAACGCCGGAAGUCUAAGGAGUUCCUCGGACAGGUUCGGAUGAGUAACGUGCGCUAUCUCGCAGAGUUGACCAAGUUUGGUGUGGUCCCCGAGCAUAUUAUCUUUCACUGUUUCAAGGUCUCACUUGAUGAUUUUUCGCGCAUGAAUAUUGAGAUUAUUGGCCACCUCCUGGAGAACUGUGGAAGAUAUCUGCUUCGCAACCCUGAAACCUCGCCCCGAAUGGCAUCAUUCUUGGAGACUCUUGGAAGAAAGAAAACCGUUCAGCACCUGGGCCAACAAGAGCGGAUGAUUAUUGAGAACGCCGUUUAUUAUGUUGACCCACCACCUCGGCCUGCGAUCCAGCAGAAAGAGCGUACUCCCAUGGAGUCUUACAUCCGGAGACUUAUCUAUCUGGAUAUGAAUAAGCGCAAUUACACCAGAAUUUUGAAGUCCAUCCGAAAGCUUCACUGGGAAGAACAGGAGGUUGUCGAUAUUCUAGAGCGUGUCUUUAGCAAACCAGUGAAGGUGAAAUAUGGUAAUAUACACCUUCUCGCUAUCCUGGUCAGUGCUCUCUAUAGGUAUCACCAGGACUUCGUCAUUGGUGUCGUCGACAAUAUCCUUGAACAGAUUACACUGGGGCUUGAACAGAACGACUUCAAGUUCAACCAGAAGCGUGUUGCUGAAGUCAAAUACCUUGGAGAGCUGUAUAAUUAUAAAAUGAUCGACUCGCCUGUCAUUUUCGACACCUUAUACCGGAUUGUUACGUUCGGUCACGAGGGCGGCACACCGGUUCCGGGAAAGCUGAACCCGUUGGAUCUGCCGGAUGACUUCUUUCGGGUUCGCCUGGUUUGCACCCUCUUGGAUACAUGCGGUCACUGCUUUGACCGUGGCUCUGCCAAGAAGAAAUUGGAUUUCUUCUUGACCUUCUUCCAGUAUUAUAUGACUACGAAGGAUCCUCUGCCGAUGGACAUUGAUUUUCUUGUGCAAGAUACCUUCUCAAUGACUCGUCCUCAAUGGAAAUUGGUCACCGACCUUCAAGAGGCUACGCGCAUCUUUGGCGAAGCUGUAACCCAGAACUACAAAACCCAAGAUGCUGAUAGGCCUGCAGAACCGGAUGAGGAUGAUGCAGAAAGUAGCUCAUCUGACGACGGUUUUGAGGAUGAUGUCAUGCCGGAGGUGGAAGAGGACGGAGAGUCCAGCGACGAAGCUGAAGCAUCGGGCCCGAAUAUCGAACAAAACGGUGACAGUGACUCUGAAGACGAACAAAUCUUCGUUACACGCCAGGAGGAGGAACGUGACCCUGAGGCCGAAGCUGAGUUUGACCGCGAGUUUGAGAAGAUGAUGGCAGACAGCAUGGAUUCCCGAAAAUUUGAGCGCAAAGCUGUGUUUGAUAUUCCUCUUCCCAUGAAACGAGUUGCUCGUGAUGCAGCGGGCGAAAACGCUCCCGAGAAUCCUCAACCGCAGCCAAGUACCAUGGCUUUCUCUUUGAUGACCAAAAAAGGAAACAAGCAACAGACUCGCACCAUCGAUUUGCCGUCUGAUUCAAGCUUUGCAGUUGCCAUGAGAAGCCAGCAGCAAGCUGAUCGAGAAGAACAACAGAGAAUCAAGAGCCUGGUUCUUAAUUACGAGAUGUCUAACGAAACAGACCCCGCCGAAGCCCUUGAAAAACGCUCCCCUCGCGAUGCCAGGGUUGACAAGUCCGGCGGAAACCGGUUGGCGUUCCGUUCUCGGAAAUUACAGCUGAGCGAUGUGAACUGGUAA
Molecule: messenger RNA, 3456 nt
Organism: Aspergillus alliaceus
Lineage: Eukaryota; Fungi; Ascomycota; Eurotiomycetes; Eurotiales; Aspergillaceae
Product: regulator of nonsense transcripts 2
Exons: 7
Coding region: 1-3456 (1151 amino acids)
Biological process (GO): nuclear-transcribed mRNA catabolic process, nonsense-mediated decay
Cellular component (GO): exon-exon junction complex; cytoplasm
Molecular function (GO): protein binding; RNA binding
Source: RefSeq, a predicted model, not a curated record